AUAAACUCAGAUUUUGUUUUCUUCACGGAGGUUGUUUUACACGCUCUUAAUAAAAUUGCUUAUUAAAAAUAGGCAAACAAAAAUAAAUUACGCGUUAAAUUAUUUAAAAUAAUAUAGAUAAAUUGAAGUAACAUCUCAAAUUUUCAUUAAUAAAUAACUAACUUAAAAUUUCAAGGAAAAAAAUGAAGUAGAUAUAAAAAGUCCUAACAAGGUGAAAUUUUUCUCUAUGCCAAAAGUAGCACAAGCAACAACAAUUAAAAUAAAUAAAAAACGGGAAAGAAAACUACCACUAAAACAAGAAAGAAAAAAUUGCGCGAAAAAAACGUACGAGACACAACAUAAACACGACGAAUAUGAACAUACCGCAUAGUAGCUAAGGCAGACAUGUCUAGUGCGAGGUGAAUCCUAAAAGUUUGUAUUUUCAAUAAAGGAAAAUAAAAUCCAGACCAUUGACUAGAAAUCAACAUUAAAAAAAGAAAAUAAUAAAAAAUAAGUGUUACAAACAACAGGCGGUUUCAGUAAUACGCACAUCGUUAACGUAAAGUUUUAUUUUUCCCCAUGUAACAAAGUGGGUCUUGUUUGAAAGGUGAAAUGUUGCAUUUUAUGUUGAUAUAAAUAAAUAUUUAUACAAAACAUCCUACACUAACUACCGGGUACACAUUUUUGCAUAAUAAACUAUAUUUUAGUCAAUGUUUGGAUUUGAAAAAAGAAAAGACACUAAAAGGAAUCCUUAAUGUAAACCAUGACACUGCCAAAAAUCUUUUCUUUGGCAUCGAAAAAUUUCAAUAAUUUUGAUACUUUGUCAUUUGAGACUGGCACAACUACAAUUACAAAUUCAUUAUCGCAUCAAGAACAACAGCAACCAGAACAAAUCCCACAACAACAACAACCACAAGGCUUAAGCUCACUAAAUAAUCAACACUCAAUAAUGUCUUCAUUACCUCUCAUACAGACAACAACAACUUUGGAAAAUGCUACAAUGUUUAAUGCUAAUAAUACAAAUUUAAAUUUAUCCCCCCAACAGUCGAUUUCUGAAAAUUCCGAAUCACAAUUAUUGGUAGAAUGUGUUAUGCCUGGUAUAUAUUUGACCAAAGAUUUUAUAUCAUGGAAAGAAGAACAAUUACGCUCCCAUGGAUUCACUCACAUAAUCAUAAUUGAUAAACAUAUACAGGAAUUAUAUUAUCCAAAUCAACAACCCGAUAUUUUUAAACUCUGUUCAAUGAACAACGACAAAACACAAAGUCUUACAAAUGGACCGAGGCGACAUGAUGAUAGUUCCUCUUUAAAUGCAUUUGACUAUUAUUGUCCACCAACAGCCAGUGCAGCAAAUCAUUUAAGUUUUGGGAAAGAAUUUAAAGUGAUUGAUUUAAAUUUUGGCGAAAAAUCAUAUUUAACAACGGUGUUGCCAAAUUGCUAUAGAGCGGUAAAGUUUAUCAAUAAAGCUUUACAGGCUAAUGGCACGAUUUUGGUAAUAGACUGUAAUGGUGGCGAACAGAAAUGUCUAACAAUUAUUGUUGCAUAUUUGAUGUAUAAACAUAAUAUUAGUUUUAGUAAUGCCUUUGCCCGCCUUAAAGAGUUUUAUAAGAAAGCUGAUUUGGAUCGUUUCUAUAUUAGUCAACUCUACGAAUACGAACCUAUUUUACAAGUGCAACGUGCACAGUCACGUGGUCACAGUUGUUCUAGAGAACUACAUGCUGCCAUUUUAAAGCGUAAGAAAACCCAUGAUGAUGACAGUGAUGCAACAUCAGAUAACAGCACCACAUGUACGACAUCUUCUUCAACCUGCUAUAAUACAACCACCAGCUCAUAUACUAACGUAACAACUACAACAGAAUUGUUAGAUAAUUGUAAUCCUUUAAAUCGUUUCGAUAGCACACAAAUGGAAAGACAUGAAAUAAAGUCAUCAAAUCAUCAUAAUUCUCAAAUGACACAAACCAAUCGUAAUCUACAUACAUUUACUCGUUUUAUGAGUGGAACAACAUUAUCGUCGACAACAACAGGUGGUUGGUAUAAUUGGGAUGAUUAUGCUAUGGAAUAGAUAAAUGAAAAAAAAAAAACUAUUUACUUACAUGUAGGUUAUUAACUUACAACUACUACAACAAAUUUCCAUAAUUUCAAUAAUAAUGGAAAUGAAAUACAUUUUUUAUAGAUAUUUUUCCUUGUUAUAAGAAGACGAUUUACUGACAUAUACAUACAUGUAUGUAUGUGUGUUUAUAUUUUGAAAUUAUAUCAUUGCAAAUAAAUGAUAUAUUUGCAAACUCUGCAUAAUAUGUAUGUUUUGUUGUAAUAAUUUUAAAUAACACUUUUUACACUAUGGAUAAUAAUUAUAAGACAAAAUCAAAUAGGGAAAUAUUUUCUAAUUUGUAUUUAUUUUGAAAUAUUCUUAUAAUUAUUUCACACAUUGUUGAUAAAAUAAAUAACUACAUAUGUGUGUAUAUACAUAUGUAGAUAGUCUGGUAAAUAAUGGAAGAACUGAAUUUGUUAUGCUUUUAAAGAGAACAUUUCAUUAAAAAACAAAUGAUUGAUUCAAUAUCUAAAUGAAAUUAAUUUAUUGAAUGUAAAUCGUAUAUAUAAUUAAUAUAAACUAUAAACUUUUAUAUUUGCCUUUAAAUUGGCAUCAUAUU
Lucilia cuprina (Australian sheep blowfly) is the source of this 2624-nucleotide messenger RNA. RefSeq lists its product as uncharacterized. The transcript is spliced from 3 exons. The record is from RefSeq and is a predicted model, not a curated record. Gene Ontology annotation, biological process: regulation of ERK1 and ERK2 cascade; negative regulation of SCF-dependent proteasomal ubiquitin-dependent catabolic process; dephosphorylation. NCBI's taxonomy places the organism in Eukaryota, Metazoa, Arthropoda, Insecta, Diptera, Calliphoridae. Gene Ontology annotation, cellular component: nucleoplasm; cytoplasm. The coding region runs from base 743 to 2038 and encodes 431 amino acids. Gene Ontology annotation, molecular function: F-box domain binding; protein tyrosine/serine/threonine phosphatase activity.